AUGGCGCCCAGCAGCAAGCCCGGUGAGAACAUGUUGUGGGGAGGCCGCUUAACUGGCGGUCUCGACCCCCUGAUGGUCGCAUACAACGAGAGCAUCUACUUUGACAAGGCUCUCUUCCGAGAAGAUAUCUUGGGCAGCAUAGCCUUUGCCUGGGCCAACUGCAAGGGUGGCAUCUUGACUGAAGAUGAGUUCAGCAAGAUCGAGAAGGGUCUGCAUGAGGUCAUGAAGGAGUGGGAGUCGGAUACCUUCAAGAUCAUCCCUGGUGUCGACGAGGAUAUCCACACAGCUAACGAGCGCCGCCUCGGCGAGAUCAUUGGCAAGGAGAUUGCCGGCAAGCUGCACACUGCCCGAAGCCGGAACGAGCAAUGCGUAUGUGACAUGCGAAUGUGGCUGCGCGAUGAGAUGCGCAAGAUCGAGAGCUACUUGGUCAGCUUUCUCAAGGUCAUCACAUCCCGCGCCGAGUCGGAGAUUGACUUCGUGAUGCCCGGCUACACCCACCUGCAGCGAGCUCAGCCCAUCCGUUGGAGUCACUGGAUGAUGUCCUACGGUCUGUCCUUUGCCAGCGAUCUGGAGAGACUCCAGCGUGUCAACAAGAGCCCGCUGGGCUGCGGCACUUUGGCCGGAAACCCUUUCAACAUCGACCGAGACAUGAUGGCCGAGGAACUUGGCUGCGAUGGCUUGCUGUGGAACUCCGUGCUACUCCACGGCCGAAAAAAGAACCCUGACAGCCUCGAGCUCCUCCGAGGCAAGAGCGGCCGUGUCAUCGGCCGGGCAACUGGCUUCAUGACGACCCUCAAGAACCUUGCUAGCACCUACAACAAGGAUUUCUAG
Messenger RNA from Neoarthrinium moseri, 831 nucleotides. RefSeq lists its product as uncharacterized. The transcript has 3 exons. The coding region runs from base 1 to 831 and encodes 276 amino acids. Lineage: Eukaryota; Fungi; Ascomycota; Sordariomycetes; Amphisphaeriales; Apiosporaceae. Gene Ontology annotation, molecular function: argininosuccinate lyase activity. The record is from RefSeq and is a predicted model, not a curated record. Gene Ontology annotation, cellular component: cytosol.